AGACCGGAGACCGAAGACACGCAUCCAGCGUGGUGAUAAAUGCUGAAGCAGUUUAUUCCAAAACUUUUAAAUUGACAUGGAAAAACUUCGGUAUUUAUGUCUUUCUGGGAUAUUGAAAUUACUCUGUAAUUUGACAUGUAACGAUGGCUUAUAAGGUGAACCGGUGAACAGGUGCGCAAGCCUUCGAAUGUGUCUACGCGGCGUUUACAGACGGAAGAGUGCCGUUAGGGCAUAGACAAAAUAACAUGGAAGAACUUUGGAUCCGUGUGAUAACUAAAAUGCAGCGUCAGUUUUCGCUCAGGACGGCGACAUACUUUUAACAAAUAAGUAGCAACUACCUUUGGCUUCUGAAUGCGAGCGUGUAAUUCACGGCAGGAAUAAGAUAUCUAUUUGACUCCCCAAAGCCACAUAAAAACCGAGUCGCAAAUAUUCCGCAAAACGAUAACGACAUAAAAAAUGACAACGGAAGAAAAGUUUACCUGGCAGCAUGGACGAGGGCAAACGCAGAUGCCAGACUUGGAAAGCUGAAUCUGAAAUGAUUAUGGAGCGCAUUGUGAUUCACUUGUUUUCGUUGAGGACAACUCUUCUGUUUAUCAUCCUGUGUGAGUCAACAUCCUGUUAUGAGAAGACUCAUUCGCAUGCUGAGGAUGAACUCUUCAAAAAGCUUUUCAUUGGCUACAACAAGUGGUCCCGGCCAGUGCCAAACACCUCAGACGUGGUCAUUGUUAAGUUCGGCUUGUCCAUAGCCCAGCUCAUUGAUGUGGAUGAGAAAAACCAGAUGAUGACAACCAACGUGUGGUUGAAGCAGGAAUGGAAUGAUUACAAGUUGCGCUGGAAGCCAUCUGAUUAUGACAACGUGACUUCCAUCAGGGUGCCAUCAGAACUUAUUUGGGUUCCAGACAUUGUGCUGUACAACAAUGCAGAUGGGGAGUUUGCUGUGACACAUAUGACCAAAGCUCACCUCUUUUACACGGGCAAAGUGCGCUGGGUUCCUCCAGCCAUCUACAAGAGCUCCUGCAGCAUCGAUGUCACAUUCUUCCCCUUCGACCAGCAGAACUGCAAGAUGAAGUUUGGCUCUUGGACAUAUGACAAAGCCAAGAUCGACCUGGAGCGCCUGGAGACCACAGUGGACCUCAAGGACUACUGGGAGAGCGGUGAGUGGGCGAUCGUCAACGCUGUGGGCACCUACAACACCAAGAAGUAUGACUGCUGCCACGAGAUCUACCCUGAUAUCACCUACUUCUUCAUCAUCCACCGUCUACCGCUCUUCUACACCAUCAACCUGAUCAUCCCGUGCCUGCUCAUCUCUUGCCUGACUGUACUGGUCUUCUACCUGCCAUCAGACUGUGGCGAGAAGAUCACGCUCUGCAUCUCCGUCCUGCUCUCGCUCACUGUCUUCCUGCUGCUCAUCACCGAAAUCAUCCCGUCCACAUCGCUGGUCAUACCGCUGAUCGGCGAGUACCUGCUCUUCACCAUGAUCUUCGUCACGCUCUCCAUCAUCAUCACAGUGUUCGUGCUGAACGUGCACCACCGCUCACCCGGCACACAUGAGAUGCCGCGCUGGGUACAUGCCGUCUUCCUCGACCUCAUCCCCCGCUGGCUCUUCAUGCGUAGGCCAGUGCCUGACGGUCGGAGACGUCAGCGUCUUCUGCUCCUCCGCCAACAGCAGCAGCAGGAGCAGCGAGGUAAGGGCCCAUGGGGGACCGGAAAGCCCAGAACACCCAGGAUGCCAAGGAUGCACGCUGGCCCCUGCCUCAGCACUUCAGCCAGCUGGAUCAGGGGUGAGGUGCAAGGGGAGGAGGCGCGUCUCUGCCACUACUACGAGGACCUGGAGCUGUUCCCGCUCUCUUCAGCUUUCUCCCUCUCCUUCCGCCCUCCUUCUCCUCGGCCACCUGGCUCCACCCCACCUCCAGUGCAGGGUAUGUCCCCAGGGCCUGUUCCCAGACAGCUGGGGGGCAGAGUGAACCAUACCAAGCGGGCCGCUCUAGAUGACAGCCCGCAGUCAGAUGACCAGAGAUUCCCUCUGUCUCCCAGCAUCAUGCGGGCGCUGGAGGGAGUUCACUACAUUGCAGACCACUUGAGGGCAGAGGAUGCAGAUUUCAGUGUUAAAGAAGACUGGAAGUAUGUUGCCAUGGUGAUUGACCGAAUCUUCCUGUGGAUGUUCAUCAUUGUGUGUCUUCUGGGCACCAUCGGCCUGUUCCUCCCCCCGUGGCUGGCAGGCAUGAUCUAGAGGCGGGCUGUGCAUGCACUCGUAGACAUGUACAGGCCCUAGGGGAACACGUGUCAGCACAGGCAGUACGGGAAUGUGCCAUGUGAAUGAGUAAUAUGGAAGCAUCACUUCCCACAGAAGAACAAAGACCUGCGACAAGCCAGCGGACAACAGGCUGAGAGCAAACUUAUUGCUGAAUGUAAAAUUCUGCAAUGGCUACUGUUGAAUAAAAUGUGGAACCUUAAAAAAGAUAUCUGGAGGAGCUCAAACAGUGAUGUCUCUCUCUCCCUUUCUCUAUCACACACACACACACACACACACACACACACACACAUACUUUCCAUCUCUCUCUCUCAUGGAUCAGUGGAUCAGCUUCUGAGGCACUGAGAUAGAAGAUGGGCUGUGUACAAGCUGGCAUAGCCUCAGACAGCAGUUGCUAAGCAAUGGUAUAGGCUGGUCCCUUUACUGUAAUCCUGCACCAGCUUGUCUCUAAAGGCCAAAUCAGUAAAACUAUUAUGUAUGAAGUAUCAUAAUUAUAAGGAACAGAAAAUUCGAUACUGAAGCAUGAUAGCAUCAAAAUCUACGUGCUCUAAAAUUUAACAUUACUUAGCAUUUAGCCAUUUAACUUUAUUAAGCGAUGCUGUUUACCAAAUUUUCAUGUGGGUAAAGAUGAUAAACAGAUUUAUUCACAAAACACGAGAAUUACUUAUAUAUUGCAAUUAUGUGAUUAUGACAAAGAGAGAGAGAGAGAGAGAGAGAGAGAGAGAGAGAGAAUUAGAGUCUCUAGAGGUUCAAUGUUUCUUAACCUUAGAGGUUUAAGAUACAACAUUUCUUAAAUUACACCCAUUGGUAAUUUUGUUUUGCAGCAAAGUUAAUCUCACUGUGAAUGCCAGCAUGUCUCUCUGAAAAUGAGUCUCUCUGAGCCAGAAUUCUCUCUUGCCGCACUGUUCCUUCAAUUUGACCUUGGCUGUCAUAGUUACUGUUUAAACUGAGCUUGGCUGCUGCUGACCAAUCAUAAGUAGCCACAUGCUAAAAAUAUGUCCAAAUAUACAACAGCAAUUGUAGCAGGGAUUACCGCUGCAGGAAUCCUCAUAGAUCACACUGGGCAAUCUUCUCCAGGGGUAGUCCAAUAGAUUAUGGACCAGUUUUAAAAUAUCUGAAUAUGAGUAUGCAUAAGGGCACGCACGCACACAACACACACACACACACACACAGACAUGCAUGCACUCACUAGAAAAAAUGCAUGAACUAGAUGAAUGAAAACUAAUUUCAGUAAAACAGGUAGAGAUGUCCUUUCAAAGAAUCAAUACUUGUGGGAGCAGAAAGGUAUCUGCAGAUGCAGCUAAAACCGGUUGUGCUAGUGUGAGCCAGUUACAGAGCCUGAAGGAACCACUGCAGUUUGGCAGAAGUUGAUAAAUUAAUGCUUAUAGAGUACAUUUAUGUGCAGGAACCCACAUGUUAAACCUUUGUCAUAUUAAAAAUAAUCCUUUUCCCUUCUGUUCA
Electrophorus electricus (electric eel) is the source of this 3712-nucleotide messenger RNA. It is a transcript of the gene chrna2b, whose product is annotated as cholinergic receptor, nicotinic, alpha 2b (neuronal). Gene Ontology annotation, biological process: monoatomic ion transmembrane transport. NCBI's taxonomy places the organism in Eukaryota, Metazoa, Chordata, Actinopteri, Gymnotiformes, Gymnotidae. The record is from RefSeq and is a predicted model, not a curated record. Gene Ontology annotation, molecular function: acetylcholine-gated monoatomic cation-selective channel activity; transmembrane signaling receptor activity. Gene Ontology annotation, cellular component: postsynaptic membrane.